Molecule: messenger RNA, 687 nt
Organism: Cokeromyces recurvatus
Lineage: Eukaryota; Fungi; Mucoromycota; Mucoromycetes; Mucorales; Mucoraceae
Product: class I glutamine amidotransferase-like protein
Exons: 2
Coding region: 1-687 (228 amino acids)
Cellular component (GO): cytosol; nucleus
Source: RefSeq, a predicted model, not a curated record
AUGCCUGAAGUGUUAGAAAAGGUAGGUGACUACCUACAACAGUUUCAAACUGCUUUUAAAAAGGCUGCAGAUAAUGAGAAGGUAACUAUUACUUGGGAUGCUUUCGAUGUUGUUGACGCUCAAGAAUACCCUUCUCUCCAAGAUAUUGAAAACGGAACAUAUGAUGCUCUUAUCUUAACUGGUUCCAAGUAUAACUCAUAUGAUAAUGAUCCUUGGCUUCUAAAGUUAAUUGACUUUAUAAAGAAAAUGGAAACAGACUAUACAGAUAAGGUCAAAUUAGUUGGUGUUUGUUUUGGUCAUCAAAUUAUUAUACGUGCUGCAGGAGGAAAGACGGCUAAGAGUACGACUGGUUGGGAGGUAUGUAACAGAGAAUUUAUUAAAAUUAACCAAUCUCAUCAAGACAUCAUUACUGAUGUACCGGAAGGUUACAAAACGUUAGGCUACACAAAGGAUAGGACACCUGUUCAAAUUUCUGUUUCAGAAAAUAAGCAAUGCAUUUGUAUUCAGGGUCAUCCAGAGUAUAGUAGAGUUGCAAUGAUGAUAUUAAUUAAAGCUAGAAUGAAAGCAGGUGUAAUUGAAAAAGAUUUGGCAGAAAAGGUAUUGUACGAAUUGGAGAAUUCCUAUAAAGAUGUAGAUGAUGUCUGGUUUACGGAAAAAGUUUUAGAUUUUAUUCUUAAUAAGCUCUAG